Cetraspora pellucida is the source of this 291-nucleotide messenger RNA. Lineage: Eukaryota; Fungi; Glomeromycota; Glomeromycetes; Diversisporales; Gigasporaceae. The record is from the annotation of a GenBank genome assembly.
AUGUCUCGUUCCUUAAAAAAGCCUUUAUACGUUAAUGAAAAAAUCCAAACUAAGGUGGAAAAAGCCAAUCAGUUAGGAAAAAAAAUUGUCUUUAAGGUUUGGGAUCGGGCUUCAACUAUCACUCCGGAAAUGAUUGACCACACUCUCCUUAUUCAUAACGGGAAAAAAUUUCUUAGUCGCAAGGUUACUCAAGCCGUAAAAAGGGCGAGCAUGGCAAGGCCGGCAGCAAACACUAAAAAUGCAUUAGCCAAAAUAAAUCCGCCCGUAUCUUUGGCUCCUAUUGAGGAGUAA